AUGAAUUUCAAAAGUUUUUCUUUUAUUAUUCUAAAUCUAUUGUUAAACGUCAUUAUUGUUGUUACUUUUACAAAUUCACCUCAAUGGGUUAUGCAGCGCAAAAGUGAUCGUUACAAAUUUAAUGAACGAUGUAUGAAUAGACAAAAGGAUGAGCUAGAACGUUUUGGAGUACAACCUUUGCGUGCUGUUGUUGCAGUUAAGAAUAGUUCACUUUGGCUGCGCUGUUUUGAAUGUCUUCAUCCAGACGAUGCUGAUGAAUUAGAAGAUAAAUGGAAACCAAGUCCUUCGGCUAUUGGGCGCAGAAUACAGUCAGUGCUUAAAUUCAUUAAGGAGAAAAUAGCUCAAGCGCGAAAACACAAAAGAAGACCAACAGUUAUCGAUGAAUUGGCUAAAUAUUACUGGCAAAAAAGUGUUGAAUUCAAUAGAACUCGAAUAUGGAAAAAAGCAUCUCAAACGUUUGACGACAAAGGGAGAGGCUUACAAGAGGAAGUAAUGAAUUUUAUUGACAGAAUUUUUGCCAAAGACAAGGAUAAGGAGGCCAAGAAAGGACAACUCCGAAAUAUGUUUUUGGGUGACCAUUAUGAAUUGGAACUUCGGAAAUUAACUGCAGAAGAUCAUUCAGGAUGGUAUCGUUGUGUUGGCGAACGCAAAAAGAAAGUCGAUGAAGGGAAGGGAAAAGUUACAACGAUUACAACAACAAAGAAGACAUCAAAAAUCAAACAAGUUAAAACUACAAAAACUCCAAAGACAAAAAAACCUGUGAAGACAAAAAAGCCUGCAGUCAAAGCAACAAAUAAACCAAAAGUCAAAAGAGCUGUUAGAUCAAAACCAAAAGUCAAAACAACAAAAAACUUAAAAAGCAAAACAACAAAAAAGCCAAAAAUCAAAGCAACUUCAACUAAAACCAAAACAACUAAAAAACCAAAAAACACCUACUUGGACAUUGCCCAAAUUCAAUUUGUUGAUGUUAUUCCAACAAUGAAGAUUAGAAUGGUUCAUGUUGAAAACUCUGAAUUUUCUUGUGCAAAUAAAUCCGUCAUAUUGUGGAAUUGUGAUCAAUCACCUCCUCUAAAAGAAUCUGAAGCUCAACGAAAAUUUAAAAAUUUUUCUCUUUCUGCCGAUUUAAUUAAACUUUUGGAGGUUUAUGGUCGCGCAACAGAAUGGAGCCAAUGCAAUAAAUGUGGAAGUACUCGUUUUGGAGAAACUAGACGUACUGUGCAAUGUUAUAUAAGGAGAAAACCAAUUUCUCAAGUUCCCGAUUUUUCUAAUUAUACCAAAAAAGAACUAGAUGUUUUUAUUUUGUUUGGUGAACUUCCAUGUUUGAGUUCUUUAGUUCCUUCAAAAGUUUUUAAUGCAAUAAAAAAUCUGGAUCUGACUAUUGUUGAAGAAUAUACAGAAUGCAGAAUUUCUUGCAAAGACUCGGGAAUAAAUAAUAAAGUGGCUAGAAAUGUAACUUUAGAAGAAGAGGGAAAGAUAGAAGUUGUUGAUGUACUUGAACCUGGAGAAUUUACUGCAGACGAAAGAUUGCCUCCUUUGGCACCGCCAAUUAUUCGACGAACAAUUUUUGCAACAGAAAGUCAAAUACUUUUACUUGAUUGUUCCAACCAAGAUGGGCAUUCUUUAAUUUGGCGCAAAAAUUUGGAAGAAUUAAACAACAGCCACAUUUUUGCUACCAAUGAAACAAAACGUGUGCAGCUAACAUCCCAUGGCGAAUUGAUUAUUCAUAACAUUAUGGCUAAGGAUGGUGGAUAUUACUCUUGCAUAGGCUUUCCAAGUGGUCACAUUCUUCGCACUUUCCGCAUAAUUUAUAUAGCUGGUGAUAAAACAAAAGAUUUUAUUGAAAAAGUUACAAUUGUUUUUCGGGUUAUUCUAUUCUUUUAUUUAUUAAUUUUAAUGAUAGAUUUACUUAGUAGGCAUGCACCAAAUGUUUGA
Meloidogyne enterolobii is the source of this 1932-nucleotide messenger RNA. The record is from the annotation of a GenBank genome assembly. Lineage: Eukaryota; Metazoa; Nematoda; Chromadorea; Rhabditida; Meloidogynidae.